This is a messenger RNA of Anopheles gambiae (African malaria mosquito), 1597 nucleotides long. Its product is annotated as probable cytochrome P450 6a14. Lineage: Eukaryota; Metazoa; Arthropoda; Insecta; Diptera; Culicidae. Bases 98 to 1597 code for a protein of 499 amino acids. Gene Ontology annotation, molecular function: iron ion binding; monooxygenase activity; heme binding. The record is from RefSeq and is a predicted model, not a curated record. The transcript has 2 exons.
GUUGCACAGAUAUGGCCGGGCACGAUCACGAUCACGAUUUGCGUGCCAUUCUCAGUCAGUCAUUCAACCGAACCGGAUCAUUCGCUCUCGCACCAACAUGUUAAUCGUCGCGUGGCUUCUCUCCGCUGUGUUAUCCCUCUGUUUCGUUCUGUGUGUCAUCCACAUCCGAAAAAAAUACUCCUUCUGGUCCGAACGGGGUGUACCGUUCGUCCCGGCACGCUUUCCACUCGGUAACAUCCAGCACGCGUCCCACCUGAUGCUGGACCUCUACCGAGCAUUAAAAGGAAAGCACCCGUUCGGCGGAAUCUUCCAAUUUACCGAACCCGUCGCCAUGAUCACCGAUCCGGAAAUGAUACGAAACGUGCUGGUGCGUGACUUUCGCCACUUUUACGACCGCGGGGGCUACAUCAACCGGCAGCACGAUCCACUGUCCGGCCACAUGCUGAACAGUGGCAGUGAACGGUGGAGCGUUUUGCGUCACGCAUCGAGUCCAAUCUUUUCCACCGGUCGCUUGCGAGCGUUCCUGCCCGAAAUGGUACAAAUGAUCGAUCAGUUUCAGGCGUACCUGGACGCUAAGUUGGCCGCGGAAGGUGAAAUGAUAGAGCUGAAGGGGGUGCUGGAACGCCACAACACGGACAUUGCGAUGCGGUUUCUGCUCGGCCGCGAAGGGAACAAUCUGCUCGCACCGGAAGGUGGUCUGCAUGAGGCAGUUAUGCGUGGAGGGUUCCUACUGCCCAGUGUGUGGAAGCUAUUCCUAAUGACGUCAUACCGUGCCGUGGCGAGAAAGUUGCGUUUGAAGGUGUGCUCACGGGAGCUAAGGGAAACGGUGGAGCGCGCUGUCGAAGAAGCCAUCAACAGCAAGCUGCACGAGCACCGGCCUGAAGCAAGCAGAAGAGUGGAUCUAAUCGAUCAGCUUCUAAAAGCGCCCGGCUUUGAUGGGAAAAGCUCCCUAACGCUGUCGGAAAUAGCCGCACAAGUGUUUCUGUUUGUCGCUGCUUACGAAACGAAUGCUAUAACCACUUUCUACUGCUUGUACGAGCUGGCUCAACGUCCCGAGUUGCAGCAGCGUGCAAGGGCGUGCGUUUGUGAGGCGCUGGAGAAGCAUGGAGGCAUCACGUACGAAGCAAUUGCCCAGAUGCCCUACCUCGAUCAGUGUAUCAAUGAAACGCUCCGCAAGCAUCCACUGGCGAUUAAUCUGAUCCGUGUCGUUACGGAGGACUAUCCCGUGCCCGACUCAACUGGCAUCGUGCUACCAAAAGGGCUGAACAUCAUCGUACCGGUGUACGCCAUCCAUUACGAUCCGCAGCACUACCCCGAACCGGAACGUUUCGAUCCGGAUCGCUUCACGCCGGAAGGUUGCAGGCAGCGCGCACCCUACACCUUUCUUCCCUUUGGCGCGGGUCCUAAAAUUUGCAUUGGCUAUCGGCAGGGCAAGCUACAGCUGCGCACCAUGUUGGCAGUUUUGUUGAGCAGCUACGAGUUUGCUACGUGUGCCAAAUCCACACCAGGGGCGCUAUCGAACGCACACACCGUUAUUAAGCCGCAGGGCGAUCUAUGGUUGAAGGUGAAAAAGCUCAACCGAGUGGUUGCCGCUUAA